This is a messenger RNA of Oreochromis niloticus (Nile tilapia), 1040 nucleotides long. Its product is annotated as cornifelin homolog B. The transcript has 5 exons. Bases 16 to 528 code for a protein of 170 amino acids. The record is from RefSeq and is a predicted model, not a curated record. NCBI's taxonomy places the organism in Eukaryota, Metazoa, Chordata, Actinopteri, Cichliformes, Cichlidae.
UGGAUCUAUUCAGACAUGUCUGCUGUUCCAGUGAUCUCUGGUGUAAAAGGACUUAAAAGAGCUGCGGAAAGCAAACAUCACCUGUGUCUGCUCAACAUUGAACUCAGAGCUCUCUUAUCUUCAAACACAAAAGACUCCAUCAUGUCUAAUACGAUGGUCGUCACGCAGCCUCAGCCUGUGAUGUAUGUUCAAGGGUCGGAUGAAUGGUCAUCUGGGAUAUUUGACUUCUGUGAAAAUGUGCCAGAGUGCCUUUUUGCUUACUUUUGCUUACCCUGCUUCGCCUGUAAAACUUCGAGAGACUACGGGGAAAAUCUCUGUCUCCCUCUGGCCGACUGGGUGGGCGGCAUUAUCCCGCCGGCCACCAUGUCCAUGAGGGUCUCCAUGCGACACCGUUAUGGCAUCAGCGGCACCAUGUGUAACGAUUGCGUGCUUUCGACAUUCUGUAUGGCCUGUGUCUGGUGUCAGAUGUCCAGAGAGAUGAAGAAGCGAAAGCUCCCAGUCGUUAUGGUUGCUACUAAAAAUAUGUAGCCUCUUCCUUCAUCAUCAUGUCUGGGGCCACCAUCCUCAUGGGGGUCUUAGUAGCACAAUACACUUUAAACAGAAAUCCUUUGAGAAAGAUUAGUGUAAAUAGAAAUAGUCCUCACUUUACUGAGUGCUGUAGUACAACUGUAGCCAUCCAAGCUCAUUGAAGUUAGGAAACUAAAAUGAAGUAAAAGAAAACUGUUCUUUAAUGUAAUUAAACUAUCAUUAACUAUCUAAAAUAGUGCUUUUUAAAUUUUAUUUUACAUUUUUCCCUUUGAGAAAAAAAAUACUUCACCGAGGGGUUUAUAAUGACCACUUAUUAGCCAAAGAAUUUAGUUUAGAGUUUAAAGGGGGUGUUAAAAGUGUGUUUUUGUGUAAUCUCACAUACUUCUAGUCAGGUUUGUAUUUUAUUUUUAUCUGGCAUAAUGAGAAUUUUAAACAGAUAAACUUAAAUUACAUGAAAAUCCAAACACUGUUCUUUCAUUUUUUGUCAAUAAAAUUAAGUGAAAUGCGCAUGA